UCUGUGGCAGAAAAAGUGAAUUUUAAAUUCUGUGUCCCUGUAGACAUGUCAACUUCCCUGUCCAGUCAGAGGGACAGAGUCCAGAGGCAGGUGGAGACACUGGAACAGUGUCUGUGUGCAACCAAUGCUGAACUGGAGCUGCUGACCACUGACACAGAUGAUGAAUCAGACAGCGAGGACACAGAUGAGGAUUCGGUGCAGAACACAGCAGGUUUGUUAGCUCAGAGAGAGAAGAUCCAAAAGGAGAUUCAGAGUCUGGAGGAGGUUCUGGGGCCCCACAGUCCAUUUUCUGUGUCAUCUGCCUCAGAUGGUGGCAGCAGCGGUGAGGAGAGUGAUCUGGAUCUGCCUCUGUCAGUGGACUCCUGUCUUCAGAUAAACCUGGUCUACCAGCAAGUGCUCCAAGAGACUCUGGACCAGCUGGAAACACUACUUACAGACAAUCAGAAACAGCAGAGGGAGCUGAUGUAUCAACUGUCUGGACCAAACAAACAGCCUGCCAGAGAGCAUCCCGCCAACUCUUCCUACCAGCAGCCAAUCAAAAUGUACCUGGGUCGCUUUCUGAAGCCAUACUUCAAAGACAAACUGACGGGGCUGGGUCCGCCGGCCAAUCUGGAAGCCAAGGAGAGAGCCAGCAGGAUGGUGAACUGCCUGGACGACAGAAAGUUGAAGAUUAAGAGAUGGGAGAGCUGGCAAAAGACUCUGUUGAUCCACUCAGUGACCAGAGACAGCUUGAGGAGACUCAUCCAGCCCAAACUCUCCAAGGUGGACUACCUGAGCCAGAAGCUGUCCUCUGCAGAGGAGACAGACAGGCAGCAGCUGGCACAGCAGAUAGACAGCCUGGAGAAAGCAAUAGACCUGAUCAGAUUAAAGAAAGCGGAGGAGCUAAUCAGUGGGCGGCACGAGGAACACGACUGGGACAGAAUUGCUAAUGUAGAUUUUGAAGGGACGAAGGAGGCCGAAGACAUUCGUUGUUUCUGGCAGAACUACUUGCAUCCGUCCAUCAAUAAGAGCAGGUGGAGUCGUGAGGAGGUGCAGCAGCUGAAGGAGGUCAGCAGCAGACUUGGACACAGACGGUGGGAGGACAUCGCAGCCGAGCUGGGGACUGGGAGGACAGCCUUCAUGUGUCUCCAGACUUUCCAACGGUUUGUCUCGGACUCUCUUCGACGCAGCAGUUGGACCCCAGAUGAAGAUGCUUUGCUCAGGGAGCUGGUGGACAAGAUGAGGAUCGGAAACUUCAUCCCCUACACACAGAUGAGUUACUUCAUGGAGGGUCGUGACCCUGGUCAGCUGAUCUACAGGUGGCUUCAGGUGUUGGACCCGAGCCUCCGGAAAGGACCUUGGUCCAAACAAGAGGAUGAGCUGCUGCUGCGAGCUGUGGCUCGUCACGGAGAGAAGAACUGGUGGAAGAUCAGGUUGGAGGUUCCUGGACGCAGUCCCUGUGCCUGCAGGGACCGGUAUGUGAACAGUCUGAAGGCCGGAAUGAAGAGAGGAGCAUUCGACCACCAGGAGAGGGCACUGCUGCUGGAGCUCAUCCGGAAGCAUGGAGUUGGAUGCUGGGCGAAGAUCGCUGCUGAGAUUCCAAACCGCUGUGACGCUCAGUGUCUGAGAGACUGGAAAAAGGUCAAGAAGGAGGAGGAGGAGUCACUGAAUCCUGAACGUCCACAGCAAAAACCAGGAAGGAGGAAGGUGAGUAGCCUGGUCCAAAGGAGAAAGAGAUGUCGCCUGAAAACUGUGAAAGAGGAGGAAAGCAGUGAGGAGGAUGAAGAGGCGAUGGUGGAGUACAUGGACAGUGAUGAUGAGAUGGUCAAAGAGAGCAAGGAUGUUGUGAAGGAGGAGCAGGCACAGGAAGAUGUGGAGGAGGUGGAGGAAGAAGAAGAAGAAGAUAAUUUUAUUCUGUCUUCCAUAGAGGAGUGGGUUCCUUCAGAAAAAACCUCACCAUUCCCCAUCCUGAAGUUCCAGCCUGCGUGGCUGGAGUCCUCUGGCCAUGACCAGAACAAAAAACAUGUUCGCUCAACCUUUCUAGGCCCAUUUGGACGGUCUGUGAUUGUUGGCCCAAAACCCAGAGAAGUGAGGUUGGAGGAGCGUCACUGUGGGCGCAGCCUGCUGAUGGUAACACCAGAGCAGCUCAGAACCCAACUGUACUUCCAGGCCCAGAAGUGCAAAAACCGCAGACCCUCUCAGAACAGUUCCCACAGUGCCGCCUGUGACAGAAAGCACUCUCCCAGCCAACCUACUGAUACGGCCUUGGGCUACCAGCUCCAGGCAGCGGUGACACCGUGGAUUGGUCACCUGCUGAUCCCAGUAAAACCUAAAAGGGGCCUAGCUUACAACCUGCAGGAACACACACAAGCCAUCCACCUGUCCUCCACCCAAGUCUUCCUACUCCUCCUCCAGACCAUGAAUAUUGACACUGCAGGUUGUAAGGACAUGAUCGAGCAGAGGAAGCCCAACAUGGUUGGACCGCCCCCAGUUCCCUUAACCAUCAAAAAGAAGAAUCCAAAAACUGUUGCAGGGAUGCUGCAGCAGAGGGCCUUGAGAAAAGAAAAAGGACAGUUUGACUCACAAAAUACUCUGACUCCAAACCAGCCACCACUGCCACCUUCUCAAAAUCACCCUGAUGUUCUUUUGCAGAUGCCUUCUGGCAAGACUUCCCUGGGCUCUCCUUUGUUUUAUACUCCUCCUGUCUUCCAACCGCUGCAGUCGCAGCUCACCUCCUUCAAAUUCAUUCCUCCUGCGUUGCCCGUGUCCCCCCAGGCCACAUACUCCUCAACACCUGCAUUGGUUCCCAUCAGUUGUCUAAUGCUUUCUGUUCCAAAUGUCACACACUUCUCUAUGGGGCAGAUGUCCUCCCUGCCCCAGAACUCCACGUCAACAUGCAUCCUUAAUUUGUGUCCAGUGGUUGUUCCUUCUGCUCAGAACCUUCAAAUAGCCAUUGCCCACUCCACCAACAGGCCAGGAGCACCUGUGACUUCCAAUCAGCAUCCAGGGACCCAACCUUUUACCAGCACUCUUCCACCACCCCCUCAGCCAAAAACCCAAACCAAGGAUAGCAGUAACAAGAGCACAAAGGCACAGGAGGCUGCUUACCGAAAACAGAAUGAGGUCAACAAUAAUCGCACAAACGCACAAGUGGGCGGACCCAGUGACCUCGUGAGUGGACCCAGUGACCUUGUGGGCGAUACCAAUGUUGCUGUGAGUAAGAGUGGUGCAGGUUUGAUCCUGGAUGGGAAGAGGUCUCGCAAGCCGAGUGCAAAAGCCAGAGCUCUGCAGGAGGCUGCCAAGGUUAAAGCCACAAAGAAAAAACACAUUUAUGCCAAGAAACCUGACACGCCUCCUCAUCCUCAGCCACAUUGCUCCUCCGGCCCCAUGCCUGCUCCACUAACGUGUGAAGCUGAGUCCGUACCGCCAGCAGAGCUCAGGUCUACUGUUGACACUCUGAGUCGCACUGGUGAAGAUGGUGGGGACCUGACUGGUGCAGCUAGGCAAGAAAGCCCAGUGAGUGUAACCCAGAAAGGAAGAAAGGUUCUAAAGCCCAGCUGGAAGACCAGAGCUCUGAGGGAAGCCACUGAAACUCGGGCUGAACACCAGAAUAAGAAAAUCCAUUCUUACUUUCCACCAAAGAAGCAAACUCGUUUGCAGGCGGAUCACUGCAAAAAGAAAGGCAUGACCCCGGACAAGAGGAUCAGUCAUCCCCCAUCAGGCUGGGGGCUGACCGGUCAAGCAACACCUAUCCUGACUCCUGGACUAACGGAAGCCCCAUCCUUGAGACUGCAGUUAGCUGUGCUUCCAGCUCUGGCCUCUGACCUGCCUGCAAAAGGUCCUCCCUCCUCCCACUCCACUCAUGCUCAGUGUGUUCCUCAUUUCAUUCAGCCACACCCACUUCCCACCCUCCCUAUCUGUCAGGUUAAGUCCCCCCCUGCAGCCUUUUUUCUGCCUUCAGUUUCUACUGGAACCAGUCCUUGCUCAGGUUUAUCUGGCCAUGCCAGCCUGCCCCCAGAGUCAACAUGCCACAUAAGUCUAACUUCAGUCAGUGCUCUGCUUCGUGCAAAGAAGUGCCUGACCAGAUCAUCCCAGCUGCUGUGUGAGACAACCAAAACACCUGAGACCACCUACCAGCCCAAUCCAGAACAACCAGAUUCGACCUCGAGCCUCGGUCAUGCUGGCACACCAGGUUCAUGUGUCAGCGUCGACCCACAGAAAGAACAGGAGGAGACGGAGCUUGUGGCAGCCAUUCGCCAGUUGGUGGCGGAUGGUUUUGGUGGUAAUCCAGCGUACCAGAUGCUGAAGGCUCGCUUCCUGUCCUGUUUUACUCUGCCCGCCCUCCUGGCUGCUGUGCAGCCAAUCACAGAGGAACCUAAGGUGUGCUCAGGCGAGGAGGAGGAGGAACCCAAGGAGGAGGAGGAGGAAGCGAUGAACAUAAAACAAAGUGGUAGACAGACGAGAGCCCAGUCCAUCACAGGUUAUGUCCCCAGCCUAGACUGGUACCAUUUUACAGCUGAGUUGGGCUGCCAUGAUGUAGAUGAAGUGUCUGUCCAAGGACACAGACCAGAAUCAGACUUCAUUCCCUCAGAGCUGUCGGCCCUGCCGGGUGCUGCUGUGGACCGAUGCUGGGCGAAGAUCGCUGCUGAGAUUCCAAACCGCUGUGACGCUCAGUGUCUGAGAGACUGGAAAAAGGUCAAGAAGGAGGAGGAGGAGUCACUGGAAUCCUGUACGCUGGAGGUGGGGCAGAAACAUGGCGGGCGGGGCCGAGGGCUGUCCUCUUCUUACGCUUUGGUGUCUGAGCACCCACUGGAUCAGGAUUUCACCUGCAUGUUUAUCCACACGGCUGGAAGCUCCGCCCCAAAGCUCACAGACUCUGACAGGGAACGUCCACAGCAAAAACCAGGAAGGAGGAAGGUGAGUAGCCUGGUCCAAAGGAGAAAGAGAUGUCGCCUGAAAACUGUGAAAGAGGAGGAAAGCAGUGAGGAGGAUGAAGAGGCGAUGGUGGAGUACAUGGACAGUGAUGAUGAGAUGGUCAAAGAGAGCAAGGAUGUUGUGAAGGAGGAGCAGGCACAGGAAGAUGUGGAGGAGGUGGAGGAAGAAGAAGAAGAAGAUAAUUUUAUUCUGUCUUCCAUAGAGGAGUGGGUUCCUUCAGAAAAAACCUCACCAUUCCCCAUCCUGAAGUUCCAGCCUGCGUGGCUGGAGUCCUCUGGCCCAUUUGGACGGUCUGUGAUUGUUGGCCCAAAACCCAGAGAAGUGAGGUUGGAGGAGCGUCACUGUGGGCGCAGCCUGCUGAUGGUAACACCAGAGCAGCUCAGAACCCAACUGUACUUCCAGGCCCAGAAGUGCAAAAACCGCAGACCCUCUCAGAACAGUUCCCACAGUGCCGCCUGUGACAGAAAGCACUCUCCCAGCCAACCUACUGAUACGGCCUUGGCUACCAGCUCCAGGCAGCGGAUUGACACCGUGGAUUGGUCACCUGCUGAUCCCAGUUGUAAGGACAUGAUCGAGCAGAGGAAGCCCAACAUGGUUGGACCGCCCCCCAGUUCCCUUAACCAUCAAAAAGAAGAAUCCAAAAACUGUUGCAGGGAUGCUGCAGCAGAGGGCCUUGAGAAAAGAAAAAGGACACCAAAAACCCAAACCAAGGAUAGCAGUAACAAGAGCACAAAGGCACAGGAGGCUGCUUACCGAAAACAGAAUGAGGUCAACAAUAAUCGCACAAACGCACAAGUGGGCGGACCCAGUGACCUCGUGAGUGGACCCAGUGACCUUGUGGGCGAUACCAAUGUUGCUGUGAGUAAGAGUGGUGCAGGUUUGAUCCUGGAUGGGAAGAGGUCUCGCAAGCCGAGUGCAAAAGCCAGAGCUCUGCAGGAGGCUGCCAAGGUUAAAGCCACAAAGAAAAAACACAUUUAUGCCAAGAAACCUGACACGCCUCCUCAUCCUCAGCCACAUUGCUCCUCCGGCCCCAUGCCUGCUCCACUAACGUGUGAAGCUGAGUCCGUACCGCCAGCAGAGCUCAGGUCUACUGUUGACACUCUGAGUCGCACUGGUGAAGAUGGUGGGGACCUGACUGGUGCAGCUAGGCAAGAAAGCCCAGUGAGUGUAACCCAGAAAGGAAGAAAGGUUCUAAAGCCCAGCUGGAAGACCAGAGCUCUGAGGGAAGCCACUGAAACUCGGGCUGAACACCAGAAUAAGAAAAUCCAUUCUUACUUUCCACCAAAGAAGCAAACUCGUUUGCAGGCGGAUCACUGCAAAAAGAAAGGCAUGACCCCGGACAAGAGGAUCAGUCAUCCCCCAUCAGGCUGGGGGCUGACCGGUCAAGCAACACCUAUCCUGACUCCUGGACUAACGGAAGCCCCAUCCUUGAGACUGCAGUUAGCUGUGCUUCCAGCUCUGGCCUCUGACCUGCCUGCAAAAGGUCCUCCCUCCUCCCACUCCACUCAUGCUCAGUGUGUUCCUCAUUUCAUUCAGCCACACCCACUUCCCACCCUCCCUAUCUGUCAGGUUAAGUCCCCCCCUGCAGCCUUUUUUCUGCCUUCAGUUUCUACUGGAACCAGUCCUUGCUCAGGUUUAUCUGGCCAUGCCCAGCCUGCCCCCAGAGUCAACAUGCCACAUAAGGUUGUAACCCGGUCUGACAUGCCAGCUCCCCCUCUCCCCAGAAGGGAAGUAUUGCAAUUUGACCCAUCUCUGAUGUUCCUGGAGACCAAGGAAGAGGUGCACGAGUGGUUUAGUGGUUGUGGAGGUGUUGUGGUACCUGGACUGAAUGUGGCUCUGCCCUACCUGCCACCCUUUGUUUGCAGUCUAACUUCAGUCAGUGCUCUGCUUCGUGCAAAGAAGUGCCUGACCAGAUCAUCCCAGCAGCUGCUGUGUGAGACAACCAAAACACCUGAGACCACCUACCAGCCCAAUCCAGAACAACCAGAUUCGACCUCGAGCCUCGGUCAUGCUGGCACACCAGGUUCAUGUGUCAGCGUCGACCCACAGAAAGAACAGGAGGAGACGGAGCUUGUGGCAGCCAUUCGCCAGUUGGUGGCGGAUGGUUUUGGUGGUAAUCCAGCGUACCAGAUGCUGAAGGCUCGCUUCCUGUCCUGUUUUACUCUGCCCGCCCUCCUGGCUGCUGUGCAGCCAAUCACAGAGGAACCUAAGGUGUGCUCAGGCGAGGAGGAGGAGGAACCCAAGGAGGAGGAGGAGGAAGCGAUGAACAUAAAACAAAGUGGUAGACAGACGAGAGCCCAGAAUUCUCUGCUGCUCCAUAACGGCUCGGGGGCUCCAGCCGAUCACUACACAGGAAUUACUGGGUCCAAACCAGCUGCCUCCACCCACACCCAACCUAACUGCUAGACUUUGGACCGGCACCAGGAUCCACUCAGUUCUGCAAGUGUGUUCAGGUGGCUCCUGAUUUUUUUUAAACUUCUUGAGUUUGACUUCUGGUUAUGUGAUUUUUGUUUUCUCAUCCUUUAAAUGAAAAACUCUAAAAUUCAGUCUGAGCUUCAGCAGACCUUCAAGGACAGUCCCAGACCUGAACCUACAGUUUGACUGUCUGAAACCUGAAGGCGGUCGGGGUGCGAGGCUUGGGGCUGCGUUCAGGGACCUGACAUUUGUGGUUAAUAUGAGUUGUCAAGUUUGUUGUAAACAUUUGUAAAUCGGUGGUUUUGUAAUAAAGAAGCAGAAAUCUGAAA
This is a messenger RNA of Thalassophryne amazonica, 7658 nucleotides long. RefSeq names its product small nuclear RNA activating complex, polypeptide 4 (gene snapc4). NCBI's taxonomy places the organism in Eukaryota, Metazoa, Chordata, Actinopteri, Batrachoidiformes, Batrachoididae. Bases 46 to 7320 code for a protein of 2424 amino acids. The transcript has 32 exons. The record is from RefSeq and is a predicted model, not a curated record.